Molecule: messenger RNA, 900 nt
Organism: Echinostoma caproni
Lineage: Eukaryota; Metazoa; Platyhelminthes; Trematoda; Plagiorchiida; Echinostomatidae
Source: the annotation of a GenBank genome assembly
AUGUACCUUUUAAUCAAAGUCGUCCGGCGAUUAGCAUUGCUGGAACGCACAUUCCGACUCACCUACUAUUUGCCCCCGGAAGUUACAGUCCCGUCCCAACCGACAGCUUACAGGUGCAACGGAUUGUUGAAUAACGAAGAGCUUACCUACAUACUUGAGGCUCACUUCGACUUGGAACCCCAGAGAAACUUAUCCUGUCCCUACGGAGUAUUUUUUGACCAUUACGAGAGAUAUCAGACUGUGUUUAUCGAGGGGAAAUUUCACAUUGGUGGGAACAUUGUGAAACACCAAACCGCGGAUGAAGAUUUCAAAGGAGACUGGUUUAUGAAAAUGAAUCAGACCGUUUGCGCUCAGAUUGAACAAUGGCGGGUAGAUGAUGCACUGUUUGAAGAAAUCCCGAUCGCCUGUUCCCUCUACUCCGUGGAUUUGAACGACUUGGUCGUCGUACAACUGUCCAUUCUCGACCGGGAUAUUUGUGAGUUGGACAUGCAACCGGACGAGCCUGUUGUGAUUAAGGCAAUUGCAAAAUGGCUGAAACGGGUCAAACCAACCGUGGCGGGAAAUAAAUUUGUGGCAAAAGUAAUUAACCCUGGGCAACAUUAUGAACCGUCGAUUGAUGACUCGCCAAAAUUUGGUUGUCGUGUAGAAACGAAACGCGUACUACUGCGGGUGCGCGAAUCGAUGAACAUUAAAUCCAUCACCGUUUGGCUAAUCGACCUCAGGGUUCUCCUGAUCAGUGAUGGCAAAUUUCUUCUGAAAUCUCGAGUAUCUCGGGUCGUACUAGCUCAACAGUUCGAUGUAACUUCCGGAUAUUUCGAUGGCCCAAUUCAUGUGGUACGGCAGUCACAUACGCGGCUAUUGAACUUUGAAUUUCAUAAGUUUGUGCACAAUCCUCCAUAA